Molecule: messenger RNA, 2933 nt
Organism: Anas platyrhynchos (mallard)
Lineage: Eukaryota; Metazoa; Chordata; Aves; Anseriformes; Anatidae
Gene: SPNS3
Product: SPNS lysolipid transporter 3, sphingosine-1-phosphate (putative)
Biological process (GO): transmembrane transport
Cellular component (GO): membrane
Molecular function (GO): transmembrane transporter activity
Source: RefSeq, a predicted model, not a curated record
UUCCCCUUCUGUAAAGCCCUAGCCUGCAGGUAACAAGGGAGCCUGCUGAGGAGGACUUGCGUCUGGCGGGGCUUUGAGAGCUGUUCUCCGGCCGCUUUCUUGGCUGCCUCGCUGAGGGCAAGGGGGCUUCUCCUGAGGGCAGCGGCAGCUCCCCGAGAGCUUUCCUCAGUUUCCUCAGCGCUUUCCUCAGUUAACGCACUGCACGAGACUAUUCUCAGGUUCGGGGCUGUGUGUAAUAAAAACUAUCGGAGCAUUCUGCCUCUGCCCAAAGCCCUGCUUCCUUCUCACACUGCUGCCGUUUCCCAGAUCCAGUGAAACACACGGGUUUUUUCGCAGGGGGCUAAAAAGAACGGCUUUGUAAUGAGGAGGCUGCUGCUGGAAAAGUUGCUCAAUGCAGUCUGUGCAGGAUUGCUGCAAAAUGUAGGAGGAUUUGGCUGUGGGUGUGAUGGGGACGCUCGUGUGAGGGGGAGCGCGCUGAGGAGAACGGCGGCGCCCGGCAGGCUGCCAGCGCUGGAGGUGCGCCCGGGAAGGAAAAAAAAGCAAUAAAGACUCCAUGGAAUCCCAUCGUGAAAAUGAAGCUGUCAUGCCACGGCAGAAUGGGCACUCUGUUGGCUUGCAGUUCGUGUUGCCUGUCCUUGAUCACAACUGGCUAUCUGUUAAGAGCAAUGUUCAGAUUCUCCAACUGAGAUCAGAGUCCAGCUGGGUUUACCCUAAUCCUCGAUGAUCUCCUAUAGAGAUGUUUGACCAGCCAAGGUUUUACAGACUUCAUUACCAGUAGCUGAUUAAAAUCAAAAGAUGCACAGGAAAUAAGUGAGUCUGGCCACUUUCUGCAUCUGCUCUCAUGUUGGAAUGGAAGCUGCGCACUGCCUAAGGAGGCUCUGUGAGCAUGUGCUGGAACAGUAAUUUCUCCUGCUAUACCUUUUGAGGCAGAAUUAUGUGGAUACAAAUGAGGAGACUUCCCUAUGAAAUGAGUUAUUUGGAUAAAUCCCUCAAGAAGUUUUCAUAAAGUUGCAUUUUGUUUCUUGAUUUAAAAGUGUAGGAGAAGACUCUGAACUAGUGUCCUACCCCAGACAAAAGCAUGAUCUACAUGCCUAGAAGUUUGGAUAUAUGGAUUAAAUUUCUUCCUACAGAGAGGAACAUUUAAUUUCAGUUUUUAGUGGCUGGGCUUCAUCACCGGAAAUGACUAUAGUGAUUGAAGUUCCUCAUAGCUUGAACGCAAAAUUGACUUGUAGCUUGUUGCACUAAGGAAGCACUUUAUAAUAUAUGGUGCCUUUCUGCACCGGGAAAUAUGCAGAACCCGAGUGCACAUGAAAGCACAGGCUUGCAGUCCCAGCCACCUCCCGAGGAGCAGAAUUAUGGAGCUACUGAAGCACAUGAGAGACAAGGUCCAUUUGUGUCAGUGUCAAGGAACAGACCAGCAAAGAGAGGUUACCUGACAGUUGGUGUGCUAUGCUAUGCGAAUUUAAUAAAUUUCAUGGACUGGUUUAUUGUACCAGGGAUCCUGUUGGAUAUACAGCAAUACUUUAAUCUCAGAGAUGAGGAGGCAGGUCUACUGCAAACAGCCUUCAUCUUGUGUUACAUGGUGGCUGCCCCCUUCUUUGGAUACCUUGGUGACCGGUACAACAGGAAAAUCAUCCUUGGAGCUGGUAUUUUCUUCUGGUCUGCUGUAACAUUAGGAACCUCAUUCAUCAGUGAAUCGUAUCACUGGAUGUUCUUUCUUUCACGGGGACUAGUUGGGAUUGGCACGGCCAGUUAUUCCACAGUAGCACCUACCAUCAUUGCAGACCAGUUUGAUGAGGGAAAAAGGACCACAAUGUUAUCUGUCUUCUAUAUCUGCAUUCCAGUGGGAAGUGGUCUUGGUUAUGUCCUAGCAUCCAGCAUGGCAAAUGUCACAGGUGACUGGCACUGGGCAUUCCGGGUAACUCCUUGCCUGGGAGGUAUAGCACUGGUUCUUCUGAUUAAACUGGUCCCUCACAAGAUCCAGAGAAGGACAGAAGCACACAGAGCAUUGAGCAUCUCAGGCACAAUACGAGUAGCAGCUGAAAAACCUGGUGUACAGAGAUCUGCCAAGACUACUUGGUGGCAAGAUGUCAUAUCACUUGGCAAGAAUUGCAGUUUUGUCUGGUCCACGCUGGGUUUGACUGCCAUGGCCUUUGUUACUGGAGCGCUGGGAAUGUGGGUACCGAUGUUUCUUUACAGGGCUCAGGUUGUCCAGGGCACUGUAUCACCAUGCGUCGAAAAAUCAUGCAAUUCAUCUAACAGCCUAAUAUUUGGAGGCAUCACCAUUGGGACAGGAAUCUUGGGUGUUGUUGCUGGGGCAGAAGCUGCAAGAAGAUUAAGGAAGAUAAACAACAGAGCUGAUCCUCUGAUCUGUGCCACAAGCAUGUUUGUUUCUGCUCUGUGCUUGUUCAUAGCACUGAUGAUGGCCCAGAGGAGCAUCACUUCCACUUUUAUUUUUAUUGCAUUAGGAGAGCUAUUUUUAUCUGCAAACUGGGCUGUUGUGACAGACAUACUGCUGUAUGUCGUGACACCGAGGCGGCAGUCUACAGCUAUUGCCCUGCAGAUUUUGGUGAGCCAUUUGCUGGGAGAUGCAGGCAGCCCAUAUCUUGUUGGGGCUAUCUCCAGUGUUAUUCAGGCCAACAACAAUCACUCAGUCCAGUGGAGUUUCAGGAGCCUGCAGUACAGCUUCAUCAUCUGUGUUUUUGUUGGUGUCAUUGGAGGAGGUUUUUUCCUGCUGACAUCUUUCUACGUUGAAGAUGAUCGUAAGGAAGCAGAGAAGCAUUAAGGUUUCUACGUAUCUUUUAAACCUUUAUCUUAUAACUUUCCUGUUUGUAUGCCAGCCAUGAUAUUGACUCUGUAAAGUUAAAACACAAAUGUACAUGUUGUGGUAAUAAUACAAUAGUUUCUAUAAAUAAAAGAAAUGUAAAAUCCCA